Molecule: messenger RNA, 1983 nt
Organism: Aspergillus terreus NIH2624
Lineage: Eukaryota; Fungi; Ascomycota; Eurotiomycetes; Eurotiales; Aspergillaceae
Exons: 4
Coding region: 1-1983 (660 amino acids)
Source: RefSeq, a predicted model, not a curated record
AUGUACGGCUACCACCAUUUACCUUCCACAUCUGACUCGUGCGGUCCAUCUUUCCAUCUUGCGACGACUUUCGGAACCGCUAUCUGGACUACACGCCACGUUGGAUCACUAUUUUCAACUAACUGUGUUUACUUCUACAACACUGCCAAGAUAUGGCCAUAUGAACUUCAAGGACACAUCCUUGAUGACUUCGAACAUUCCAAGAUUUAUUCCCCCUCUAUGCUUUAUGCUCCAUUCAUCUUCACCAUUGACUCUCUCCGAUGGUGUGAGCUCACCCUUCAAAUUUGUCUCAAGACUAUCAGAGGCAUUGAGUCAAAAACAGGCCACGGAUCUUGGGUCCCUAUCUCCAAGCUCACUAUUGAAGACAUUGAGCAACUCACUGGGACGCUCGGGACGUCCCUUAAUGUCAUUUGCAAUAUCCACAGGCACGCGAAUAUCAUUGAGUCUGUCUGGGAACAUCACAAAGAGCUCUCAGGGGAGCUCCUAGCUGUGAGCGGUUGUGACAAAGUCCACGCUAUCGACAAGACGAUUAUUUCGGCAAUCGAAGUUUUUCAGCAGGAGCUGGCAAAUACUCGAAUACAAGCCCAAUUUCUGGAACAACGCGUUCGCAGUCAAACAUCUGUACUCUUCAACCUUUUGAGCCACGAGCAUGCCAAGGCGAGUGACGGACAUGCUAAGGCGAGUAACGCAAGUGCCAUGGCGAGCCGGGAGCUUGCAGCAGCUGCCCGUCGGGACGGAUCAUCUAUGAAGACUGUUGCUGUGCUUACCAUGGCGUUCUUGCCAGCCACCUUCUUUGCCACGUUUUUCGCUAUUCCCUCCCUUGCCUGGAGUAGCCCAGACAAGUUCGUUCUCUACUUUGUCUUUACCAUUCCUGCCACCGUCGUUACGUUUGUCCUUUGGGCUGGGAUAACUCAGCGAGCAAGCUUGAGACGUAUUUUCUUGGUUGUCACCAGCGGAUUCUGUAAUGCGGCACCUGAGACUCCAAUAGCCCAAGCCCAGCUUGUCGACCCUGCUAUUCUCGACACUCUAGGCCUUCCCGGUCAAUCCACCACCAUGGUCCCCCACGGUGAAUCAAACAUCGCAAAUACGUUUAAGCUGUCAUCCACAGUCGGUGGGCAGGAGUUCCACUACUUCGUCAAGACAAGCAGCAACAAAGAUGCAGAUAUCAUGUUCAAAGGGGAGCAUACCUCCUUAAACAUGAUCUCGUCUGUCGUACCCAAUCUCUGCCCCAAAUCUUACGCCCACGGUCCCCUGCGCGCCUCGGGCGGAUUUUUCCUCGCCAUCGAGUUUCUCGACACCUGCCUGCCGCCCAAGAACCCUCCCUCUGCUAGGAACUUGGCACGUAAACUCGCUCGCAUGCACCGCACACAGGCUCCUGUCCCUGAAGGUUACGAUAUUCCCAUGUUUGGCUUCCCUGUGCCGACCUUCUGCGGUGCCACUGUGCAGGACAACUCAUGGAAGUCAUCGUGGGCUGAAUUCUACGCUGACAAUCGCCUGCGGGCAAUCCUGCACGUGUGCAUGCUAGCAAAUGGAUCCGACCCGGAGCUAGCGCUGGCGGUCGAGAAGACCGCCACCGCCGUCGUCACACGUCUUCUUGGUAACGACAUCAUCGCUGGGAGCAUCAUCCCCGUAAUCGUCCAUGGCGACCUGCAUUUCUAUAACACCUCGCACGGUAUUAUGGCCGGGAGCGGUGAUCUUGAAGAGGUUGUCUAUGAUCCCUCAUGCGUCUAUGGCCACUCGGAGUAUGAUCUGGGUAUGAUGAGCAUUUAUUCAGACUCUUAUGGUACAGAUUUCUGGCAGGAGUAUCACAGCUUGGUUCCUAAGGCGGAGCCCAAGGAGGAAUGGCGUGAUCGCGUUUGUCUCUAUAGGCUGUAUUAUAUCCUGAAUUUUUUUGCUGUGCACCGCGAGAACAAAGCCGAAAAUCGUAAGGAGGCUAUGGAUAUUAUGAGGUUUCUUAUCUCUAAGUAUAGUGAUUCAAAUUGA